Messenger RNA from Engraulis encrasicolus (European anchovy), 348 nucleotides. RefSeq names its product heat shock protein beta-7-like. The coding region runs from base 46 to 348 and encodes 100 amino acids. Lineage: Eukaryota; Metazoa; Chordata; Actinopteri; Clupeiformes; Engraulidae. The transcript has 3 exons. The record is from RefSeq and is a predicted model, not a curated record. Gene Ontology annotation, cellular component: nucleus; cytoplasm.
GACACACACACACCUUUUCAUCUUGCCAGACACGACCAGCUCCCAAUGCUUACAGAGGGGGUGUCAAGCCGUGGUCGUCCGGGCAGUAUGGGCGGAGUCCGGAUGACAAGCCACGCCUACUUCCUAUCAGCUGACGUCAGCCAGUUUGAGGCUCCUGAAGUCGUGGUAACGGCCAACAACCUGCACCUAACCAUCACUGCAGAGAAGGUGUGCGGUGAUGGCGUGGUGAGUAACUCCUUUACCCAGAGGUCUCUGCUGCCGGCGGAUGUUGACCUGCUGGGCCUCAGCUGCUGUCUGACCCCCGAGGGGAUGCUGGUCAUUAGCGCGCCGCGACUAUCACCUCUAUGA